Molecule: messenger RNA, 3431 nt
Organism: Fopius arisanus
Lineage: Eukaryota; Metazoa; Arthropoda; Insecta; Hymenoptera; Braconidae
Gene: Pbp95
Product: proximal sequence element A Pbp95
Exons: 2
Coding region: 137-2602 (821 amino acids)
Biological process (GO): snRNA transcription by RNA polymerase II; snRNA transcription by RNA polymerase III
Cellular component (GO): snRNA-activating protein complex
Molecular function (GO): RNA polymerase III type 3 promoter sequence-specific DNA binding; RNA polymerase II cis-regulatory region sequence-specific DNA binding
Source: RefSeq, a predicted model, not a curated record
GGGGGAUAGCGCGGGGCAUUCAGUUGGAUAGAUUUUUUCGUACAAAGGGCCUAACAUCAUUUCAGAUAACCUCAAGCUUUCGUUGUGAUGGUGAAAUACACUGGUUUUGGUGGUAGUUUUCCUCAUUGACUUGAAUAUGUCGGAUUUCGAUGACGACUUUGAGACCCUCGAGGACAUAAAGCUCCUGGAGAAUGCAUUAGCCCAGGAUCCGCGUCCAGAGCCUCGCCUUAUCCGUCAGAGUUCACCAAUAGACUCAGGAUCUCGUCACACUAUCGCUGACACUCUGCCGACAUCAACUCCUCAGGAGUUGUUGAUAAAUCAGGCAUUCUAUCUGAAUGAGUCACUCAUUUGUAGUUACAAACGCUUGAAGGAGCAGAUUGUAAUUCGCCUUCAAGAGAUAGCACGCCAGAGAAAGGAGAUUACCUCGAAGCUUAACCUCUUCUCAAAGGGUACGAAACGUCCCCCCAGAUUGAAAUAUCGACAAGUGGGAUUUCCCUAUUUCAAGGACAGACAGGAGUUCCCAUCGCCAUUUAACGACGACGCCAUCACCAAGGCCACGAGAAGAGAGCUUAUGGUUGUUUACCAGAGGAUGCCCCGUAGAUGGACAAUGAAAGACAGGAACACUUUGUGGACAGCUGUUGGACGUCAAACGGCAAUUGCACACUUCGAAAAGGUGACAACUAGGCGGAGGCACUCUAGAAAGAACUCAAAACAACUCAUAAAGAGCUCCAAGAAUCAUUCCCAGGUGUUUGUCGACGUUGGGCAUUGUCACCUCCCAAAAAAUUACAAGGAGAUCAUCGGUCCCCGGGGUUCUAGAGAAUUCGAUUGGAUGAAAAUUGCUGCACAGUACUUCCAUGGGCGUCAUUCUGCAGAUGAGUGUCGAGUAAUGUGGAAUGUUUAUCUCCAUCCAGACGUGAAUCGUUAUAAAUUUCCGGGGGAGGAGAACCUAAGGCUGAUGAAGGCUGUAGAGGAAAGAGGGCAUCAGGACUGGGAUGGAGUUGCAGAGGAACUGGAGACCAGGAGGACUGGAUACCAGUGUUUUAUUCGGUACACGACAUUGAGGGGUCCUUUGAGAUUGAAAAAUAAAGACGUGUGGACAGCUAGGGAGGAUCAGGUGCUUGUUGAUGUUGUCCAGGCCCUGAAAAUAGGGAAUUACAUCCCUUGGAGUUGUGUGACCUUCUACAUCGAUAAUCGAAAUAAGAAUCAAGUUUACUCUCACUGGAAGUACUGCACCAAUCCUUGCUUGAGAAAGGGGAGAUUCACCGCUGAUGAGGAUGAAUUGAUCCUUGAAGGGGUAACAAAGUAUGGGAGGGACUUUUCAAGAAUCUCAACUGAACUCUUACCCCACAGAACUAGUGUACAGCUCAGUGGGAGGUUCACACUUUUGAUGCUGAAGACCGAUAAAUCGUACAACACUUGGACUGUUGGUGAGGACAUGCAACUACUGAAACUUUAUGACGAUUUGGGCCCCAGGUGGUGUAAAAUUGCUGGGACCAUGAAGAGGAAUAGAACGUACGUGAGACAUCGAUAUAUGACUAUCGUUAGGUACAUGACGAGGGGAAUAGAUCUGUCGAACGUCCCUAGAAAGCGACAUCCAGGUCAAGGGGGUGAAAAGCCUGUGGAGAACGAUUUGACUUUCUGCGAGAGAAUUCUCCUUGAGAAUAUGGAGGAGAAUAAUGUCGACGUUGACACCAGAUUGAGAAGAUAUUUCAAGAGCAAUCAGACAUGCAUUGCACCACCUGGAAGAGUUCCUAAAUACUCUGCGAUAGAGCUCGAGAGAUAUACCAAAGGGCUCAACGAUAUUUUUAAGAAGCUUGACGUUCACCUCAACGUCCCUGAGCACGUCGACACAGAGGGGCUAACCCUCAGGGACAAGCAGUUACUGGUGGCUUUUCAGGAGUACUCUAGGGGGACAAACAGGCGGAAGAAGGACCCAGAAGUCGUCAGGAGGGAGAUGUUUAGGAAUGAGGAGGUAGACAAAUUCUAUAUCCCACCGGCUCCUUUUGGUCUUAGUUUUAAAAUUCCAUCGAAGAAGAGAAAGGGGGAUCUUGGGAGGAUCACCGACAACUGUAAUAUCGUCUUGGAUUUUUAUAUGGAGACUCCAGAGAACAUCGAGAAGAUGCUGAAAGAGGAGGAGUUGAAGAGCUUUAAGAAGCUCGAGGCCCUCUUGUCUAGUCCCUGUCUCUCCACUUCUCACCGCCAUUUUGAAAAGAAAUUUCUAGCUGAGACAUCAGAGGAUAAUGAUAUCAUCGCCAGUACUGAAAUCACUGCAAUUUUUCAGGAGAGAAAAGUGGGUGAGAAGCUCAAUGCUGAGUGGAGAGAGAGGGAGAGUGUUCUUGAGCCUUGUUACUCCACUCUUUUGGGGUUGGAGAAACUUAGGGUCAUGAAGGAACAUAAUGGGAGUCUUCAGUGGCCCAGAGACGACAGGAUUAUCAGUAAAGAGCCAGUUUCAGCCUCUGGUAAAAGGGCUUUUCGUACUUUCAAGACAAGAUUCACGAGACUUUUCAAGUAUCCCAUUGGAAUGAUAAAGUAUUCUGAGACGAAGGCUUUCGAUACAAAUCUAGUGGUGAUUGAGAAGAAUCAUCAAGGCUAUAACAAUUAGGGGGAUUAUUAACCCCUUGAGAUGAAAUAUAAAUUAAGCUUUUCAGUUGGAAAUAUAGAAGAAUAAAGACUUUUCAGGCGUUAUGACAUAAAUUGCUAUUAUUGAAGUUGUUCAAAUUUUUUCAAAUCAUCAAUUCAGUAUUUAAUUUAAUAUUUUUACUUUGAUUAAUGUUACAAAAGUGCAAUAUUUUCAUUACAGAUUUUUACUAAUAAAUUGUUAUCGAAGUACAACCAUUAUUGUUUAUUUAUACAGAUAAUUUCACAUCAAUUACACACUCCAUUGAAUUUAGGCUAUAAACAUUUCAUACGGAUGUAACUGUACAUUAUCCCCAAAACGUGACUCAACUUAAUCGAUUAAUUAUUAUCAAAUGCUAUUAUGAAUUACUAUAGAAAGGGAAUUGGAAAAAUCUAGGGACAACUGCAGUAUAAACUCCUAGGGAAUCUUAUUAUUUGUAGGCCAUUGAGAAUUCUCUCCUACUUUUCUAACAUCCAUCAGUGAGUGAAAUCAAUAAUUGAUGGAUUAUUUGUUCGAGUACUAGGUAAUAGAGAGACUAAUUUUCUUCGUAUUUUUUGAAAAUCGAACAGAAAUGCAGUUAUAAUACACCUCAGUGAGAGAGAAAAAAUUAUUCAGGGAAUUAUCCACACCUCAAAUCAGAUCAGAGAUUCAAGAGAUAAUAAUUUUCUACAAAGAAAAAUCAAUAGUCUUAUUUAAUUAUUAUAAAAAAAUCAAAUAGAAAUGCAAUUAUAUCACACCUCAGUGAGACCAGAGGCCAUUUGAAUUAUCCAUUUUAUUAGAAAAUAUUGGAAAAAAAAAAAAAAAAAAAAAAAAA